Molecule: messenger RNA, 549 nt
Organism: Protopolystoma xenopodis
Lineage: Eukaryota; Metazoa; Platyhelminthes; Monogenea; Polystomatidea; Polystomatidae
Source: the annotation of a GenBank genome assembly
AUGGUAAAUGACAAAUGGCUGGCGCGAAAACAAUUCCAGUUGACAGUUGAUGAUUCUAUCUCUGUUGCUCUCCCUCUUUCUCGAUCUCUCCACGGCCUCUUACUUUGUGACCGGUUGCACAUGUGCCUACAUGUGCCUAUUUGUGUUUGCGUUUGUGCGUGUUGUGUUCAGCCAGCCAGUGUUCCUGUACCCUGCUCCCUGCUCUUAUCUCUACACUUAACUUUACCCAUCCAACCAUUAACUCAUCCACCCAUCCCUCCGUCUAUCCACCUCGUCGUGGGCUUCUUGCCAUGUCAGCGAUUGUUAAUGGCCGUAAUGGCACCCUUGGCGGCUAGACUACCAGACGUUAGGCUCCGCUGGCACCAUGCGAGUAGUGAGGGUGCAGACGGAAAGAGUAGUAGUGCUGCGCCAGGCGACCGGGUCUUCAGCACCUUUGGGGGCUUCGAGACUUCACAGCAUUUGUCUGUGACGCCUCACCUCCUUCGGCCAGGCGACUGCCCCUUUCGGUCUCCUACCCCGUCUCGACUGUCGGCCUCGGCGGACCGCUGA